Molecule: messenger RNA, 519 nt
Organism: Stomoxys calcitrans (stable fly)
Lineage: Eukaryota; Metazoa; Arthropoda; Insecta; Diptera; Muscidae
Product: lectin subunit alpha-like
Exons: 4
Coding region: 1-519 (172 amino acids)
Source: RefSeq, a predicted model, not a curated record
AUGAGUCUAGAAAAUGAACAUUUCUGGGUAUCUGGCACCGAUUUAGCUGAUGAGGGCAACUUCAUUUGGCUGUCAACAGGUCGUCCCAUAACAUUUGCCAAUUGGAAUGCUGGUGAGCCGAAUAACUAUCGCUAUGAGAAUGGUGAAGAGGAGAAUUGCAUGGAGUUAUGGAAUCGUGAUGGCAAAGGCCUGAAAUGGAACGAUUCACCCUUUGAGGAAUGCAACCCACAAAGAGGCGGACGUGGCUUGAAUGCAAAACCAAAAAUGAAAGUUUCAAAUUUGAUACAGAGUUUUCAGAGCCCGCUGAGCAGAUAUGAUGUGGAGCAAAGCAUAAUUUUUGAAAAACCGCAAUCAUUCGACGAUGCUGUUGCCAUGUGCAACACAAACAUGGACAUGGAAAUGAUGGAAAUGGAGCAGCCAACAAAACUUGAUUAUGUGUGCAAAGUUGCAAAACAUUACCCCCGGAAUCUCCUGAACCAAGAGCCAACAAUUGUUACGGCAAUGGAAAGAAAUAUGUAA